AUGGCUUCCGACGGCCAGAAGCGCAGCCGCGUCUUCUUCGACAUCCAGAUCGGCAAGCAAGCUGCCGGCCGGGUCACCUUUGAGCUCUACAACGAUGUCGUCCCCAAGACGGCCGAAAACUUCCGCGCCCUCUGCACGGGUGAGAAGGGCAUUGGCAAGGCUGGCAAGCCCCUCCACUACAAGGGCAGCACCUUCCACAGGGUCAUCAAGCAGUUCAUGAUCCAGGGCGGCGACUUCACUGCCGGCGACGGCACCGGCGGCGAGAGCAUCUACGGCGCAAAGUUCGAGGACGAGAAUUUUGAGCUCAAGCACGAGAAGCCCUUUCUCCUCAGUAUGGCCAAUGCUGGUCCAGGCACCAACGGCUCACAAUUCUUCGUCACGACCGUCGCCACACCACACCUGGAUGGCAAGCACGUCGUCUUUGGCGAGGUCAAGAGCGGCAAGUCCAUCAUCCGACAGAUCGAGAACGUUCCGACCCAAAGUGGCGACAAGCCCGCACCGCACAAGGAAUGCGUCAUCGUCGACUGCGGCGAGCUUACCGGGGCCGAUGCCGACGCCGCCGACGUCAAGGCGCCAGACGCCUACGGCGACCCGUACGAGGACUACCCGGAGGACGAGGCCGAUGCGGAGCUCACUGCGACGAAAGUGGUCGAGAUCGCCACCAAGUGCAAGGAGUACGGCAACGCAGCUUUCAAGAAGGGCGACCUCGCUGGUGGGCUGGCCAAGUACCAGAAGGGCAUACGGUACCUGAACGAGGAGCCCGAGCUCAAGAACGCGCCUGAGGGCACUGACACCAAGCUCAACGGCCUGCGCUUCACGCUCAACAGCAACAGCGCACUGCUUUCCAUCAAGCUCGAGCAGUGGGAUGACGCCGAGCGGAGCGCCGCCUCGGCCCUCGCAGUGCCAGGCAUCACCGACGCAGAGAAGGCCAAGGCUCUGUACCGGAGAGGCGUCGCCUACGUCAAGCUCAAAGAUGAGGACUCGGCGCUGGCCGCCUUGCAGGAGGCCAACAAGCUUGUUCCUGGCGACGCGGCUAUUGUCAAGGAGCUCGAGACUGUGAAGAAGCAAGCUACAGCACGGGCAGCGAAGGAGAAGGCCGCGUACAAGAAGUUCUUUAGCUAA
Molecule: messenger RNA, 1122 nt
Organism: Microdochium trichocladiopsis
Lineage: Eukaryota; Fungi; Ascomycota; Sordariomycetes; Xylariales; Microdochiaceae
Product: 40 kDa peptidyl-prolyl cis-trans isomerase
Exons: 2
Coding region: 1-1122 (373 amino acids)
Biological process (GO): protein peptidyl-prolyl isomerization; protein folding
Cellular component (GO): intracellular membrane-bounded organelle
Molecular function (GO): peptidyl-prolyl cis-trans isomerase activity; protein binding
Source: RefSeq, a predicted model, not a curated record